AUGAGAGAUAUUGUUUUUGAACUUCUGACCGGUGUGAAGACGAAGGAAAUCCCAGUUACUAGGGAUUUUAGUUCUAUUUUAGACGUUGUGAUUGAGGGACAUGACGUUGUGAUUGAGCGACAUGGUAGAGAAAAAGGGCUGAUGGACGAAGAAACUCUCAAGGAGGCUGUGAUGACCAAUCUUACUCUGAGUAAUGAGUAUUAUGAGUUAUUCAAGAAAAAGAACGAAGAAAAUCUCCUGGAGGUUGUGAUCAUGGGCAAUCUUUGCGUGAACAAAGCACAAGGGUUGAUGGAUAAUGAGGCUUCUGUGGAUAAACCCACCAUUGAUUCUCAAGGGCAGAAGGACGAAGAAACUCUCAAGAAGGCUGUGAUGGACAAUCUUACGAUGAAUACCGAGCAACAAUCGACGAAUGAGAUUAUUGUACAUCAACCGAUCUUGUGA
Messenger RNA from Ilex paraguariensis (yerba mate), 441 nucleotides. NCBI's taxonomy places the organism in Eukaryota, Viridiplantae, Streptophyta, Magnoliopsida, Aquifoliales, Aquifoliaceae. The record is from the annotation of a GenBank genome assembly.